Molecule: messenger RNA, 2202 nt
Organism: Spodoptera littoralis (African cotton leafworm)
Lineage: Eukaryota; Metazoa; Arthropoda; Insecta; Lepidoptera; Noctuidae
Source: the annotation of a GenBank genome assembly
AUGAGUUUCAACUUUGGUUCUGCUACUACGACAGCGGGAAUCACGUUCGGCACAAAUUCACCUUCUACUGGUUCAGGAUUUGCAUUUGGCAGCGGUGAUGCUGCUAAACAAGGAUUAUUUGGAGCUGGAAAUGCAGAAAACAAGCCAGCAUUUAAUUUCGCGAGCCCUUCAGGUGGAGGUUUUUCGUUUGGUGCUGCUAAAACUACAGCGGCUGCACCUUCAGUGUUUUCAACACCGGUGACUAGCAGUGCGGCUCCAGCGUUUGGUGCUUCUAAGCCUGUAAGCUUUGGAGGCUUCGCAUCACCACCUAACCAGACGGUUGGCAGUCCAGGGUUUCCACAGAGUGGAACUACAGCAGCGGCACCUACAUUUGGUACACCAACCACACAAGCUACAACCGGUUUCGGGGCAUCACCUGGCACUGGUUUUGGUUUCGGCCAAUCAGCAACCACACAGCCGUCUACAACGGGCUUCGGUGGGCAAGCAGCUACAACCGGUUUUGGCAGUCCACCGGCAACCACUGGUUUUGGCAACCCGCCAGCUGCGGCUACCACCGGUUUUGGUUUCUCUACACCUGCUUCUGGUUUCUCUGCGCCUCAACCUCAAGCUAGUACUGCGGCAACUACAACGUCAGCUCCUCAACCAACCAAUUCAUUCCUGGGCGGGGCCACGACAGGUUUCGGCCAAUCAGCGUUCGGCGCUAAACCAGGCUCCGCCUUCAGUUUUGGUGGGGGUAACACAGCUGCGCCUGCGUUUGGUACUACGCCUGCUACCACAACCACAGCAAGCGCGUUCGGUCAGAAACCAACGCUGGGUUUUGGUGCAAGCAGCGCUACUACAGCUCCUACGAGUCAGACUACGACUACACCUGGACAGACCGGGCUUAGUUCUGGAAUAGGCUUCGGCCAAACUACGGCCACUACUGCGCCGACAUUCGGUACUGCGACUCCAAGCUUCCAGGCUGGACAGUUUGGCAGUUUGACUGGUGCACAACAAUCAACGCCCAUAAACUUCAGCACACCAAGUACUCAACCACAAACGGGGUUAAGUUUUGCUCCACCCUCAACCGCCCAACCGACACCCUCACUUGGAUUCGCAACUACAACACAAUCAGGGCUCACUUUCGGAGGGAGCCUAUCUACUCCAGCAACUACGACUGCGACAUCAGCACCGAGCUUAAAACCACUUUUGGGUCAACCAUUACCUGCUGGCCAGUUUCCUAAAACUACUGGGUCAUUAAGCUUUGCCCCAGCAACUGUUACACCUUCUACGGCUACUACAUCGGCUGCAGCCGGCCUUGGAGCUUGGUCUACUCCAUUAACGACCACCACUGCGACUGGGCUUGGUUUCGCAACAACAACUACAUCGGCCCCGGCGCUUAAUUUUGGAACAACUACAACUACGUCGACUUUGCAGACUGGGUUUGGUUUGACGUCGACCGCAGCGAAACCUGGCAUUAAUUUUGGAAAGCCUAUUACAUCUGUAGCUGCGUCGUCUGCAGCAUCCACAACCGCUCCGUCGGGCAUCAUAGCUCUCGGCAAAACUACAGCUACCACUACAAUGGCGUCUUUGACUACAGCUACUACUACAACAGCCGCGGCGCCGCCACAGAUAGUGACAUCGAUUACCUUCGCACAGCUCGAGGAAAACAUAAACAAGUGGACGUUAGAAUUGGAAGACCAAGAGAAGACGUUCAUCAACCAAGCUACACAGAUUAACGCGUGGGAUCGACUGCUUAUUGCUAAUGGGGAGAAGAUAGUAGAAUUAAACGACGCAGUACAAACAGUGAAGAACGAGCAACAGAGCUUGGAACAUGAGCUCGACUUUGUACUGGCACAACAGAAAGAGCUGGAAGAUUUACUCGCGCCCAUGGAGAAACAACUGUCGGAAGAAAAUGUUGAUAGGCUCCGAGACCCAGAGAGGGAACAUAUGUAUUCACUAGCAGAAAACUUAGACACACAACUGAGACAGAUGUCAGAAGACUUGAAGGAGGUCAUCGAACAUCUCAACGAGACCAAUAGAAGUCAAGACAGCAAUGAUCCGAUCGUCCAAAUCGGCCGCAUCCUCAACGCUCACAUGUCAUCAAUGCAAUGGAUAGACAACUCCAUAGCGCAAAUAUCCACAAAAUUGGACCAAUUGAAAGCCACACACGAUACUCUACGGCGGGACAACGAGAGAUCAUACCAACUAACUUAUAAUUGA